This is a messenger RNA of Candidozyma duobushaemuli, 2439 nucleotides long. RefSeq lists its product as uncharacterized. The transcript has a single exon. The coding region runs from base 1 to 2439 and encodes 812 amino acids. Lineage: Eukaryota; Fungi; Ascomycota; Pichiomycetes; Serinales; Metschnikowiaceae. The record is from RefSeq and is a predicted model, not a curated record.
AUGAAAAGAGAAUUCCCUUUGGUACGCUCGUUCCAUAACUUGGUUUGGAACUUGCGUCACUACCGACAUCCGGCUCGAAGGCCCGCCUUCAGAGCUACCAGACACCCAUUUUGCACGAAUAUCCAACUCCAAAAUGCACUGUGCACUUUUUGGCUAAAAGAGACUUCGAAGGAUUUUGGUUCAAGACUUGUCAGUGCUUUGGCAGAACCAGGUGCUUCCUGUAAGUCCCAUCAGACCAAACAGAUCUCCACAAGACUAACGAAGCUACAUCCAGCUGCGCUAUACACACCUUACGGGGUCCUGAAAAGGCACGAGGUGGAACAGCAAGAAAACGAGAAGGAAAGCAUGAAGCUCAAGAUGAUCAGCUUGUUCCAGAAAGGCAUGUUCAAGGAGAUGAAUGUGCUAAUACAAGAGUACAGAAAGAAGGGCCUGACACUCCCGGCAGACGUCUUAGACGAUAUGGUGGAAAAGAUCAGAAAAGAUGCAUAUGGUAUUGGUGAAGACCAGGACCCCAUAUACAAGGCGGAUAUCGAGACCCCUUGGUAUAUUGGAAAAAACAACCUCAAAGCGGCUGCUCAGUUUGGUGAAGUAUAUCCUCAGAUACCGAAGUUCUAUGAGGCAUUUCAAUCAAUCAAGAACAAGAAUCCGCACAAUUGUUCUCUGAAGAGCCUCGAAAAUGGCAUCUGGCUAUGUUACCACAUGGAUGAUGCAGACACCCUUCAGCUGCUUCUCUAUGCUUAUUUGCGGAAGCCAGCUUACAACAGCAUGACGCUCAGUUAUGCUGUAAAUUCAUUCGUUGUGAGCUAUGAUGUCCAAUUUGCAAAAUCCCUCUUCCAGAGCAUCCUUCAAAUGGGCAAGCCUCUCGAAAGCCAUCUUCUCUCUACAACAAUGGCUAAUCUCAUCAAGGUGGGAGCGGUAUUCGAGAACAUCGAUCAACUCUUUCAAUUGUGGCUCAAGUCUUCAAACUGUUCGCCGCCUGACGUCACCACCACUGCCCUAGUGCUCAAGCACUAUCUUAAGUUCGGUCUGGAUGAAGAGGUUAAUGGCUUAUCAAAGGUUAUCAAUAAGCUAGGCUACAACAACCAUUAUCUUAUCUCAAUGGUGAAGACUCACUCAGAAAUCCAGAGCAGGAACACCGACCAGAAGAAGCAGUUGAAUCAAGAAGACAUAAAACAGAUUCUUCUGAUUAGGAACUCUAUCGCAUACAACAGAUCGGCGUUGUCUAUCUACUACGAGUCAACUAUUGCAUUCCUCGCAAGGCACGCCCAUACCAGCAUGAUUCACUUCAUGGUUGAGGAGAUGAAGAAGGAUGGAAUCGAGCCAUCCAAAUUUGCAUACGAUGUAAUUAUUCAACAUUACAUCUCAGAGAGAAAGUUCAUGCCCCUUUAUUCAUUAGUGAGCAACUCUCUCGCCAACUCCACAGAGUUCAGGCCUCACUACGUCAAGUACUUAUUCGAUGCAUUCGUCAGAGCAUACCCAUAUCUGGGCGCAGAUAUGUAUCAUGGUUUGCAUGCUUGGCUUCAAAAGCCAGAGAAUACCCUAGAUCUUGGUACCAAGAAACGCAUUUUAAUGGCAUGUCGCAUCGCUAAGGUGGAGUCCAACAUUACUCCAUAUGCGCUUCAAAGAGAUGACUUGAAAAAUGAUAGAAAGUACGACUCACCGGAAUGGAGUUCCAUCAAGCACACUUUGUUGAACAAACUCAAAGCGAAAGACAAGCAACAAGUCACCUUCAGAGUGAACAAAGGCUUCAGAGAUGUUCUUCGCAAGGGCGUGAAGCCUGACUUCCAUUUACUCGAAAACACAUUGAGAAAGCUGAAGCACCACUACAGAAUUGGCAUCUUGGACAGUUUGAAUCAAAUGCGUAUGACUUCGUGCAAGCCCAGGCUUCAGAUUCUCCACGAAACCUUGAGCAAUCCUACGCGUGAACAGCUUAAACAGUUUGUGAAGCGCAUUGAGCCAGAAUUAAACACGAGCGAUAAAAUCUUCCUUGCGAGACGCUUGAUGAACAAGGGUGCGUUUGAGGAGGCCGGAAGGCUCCUAGACUCGGUCAACCAUGAGGAGCUUGGAGACCAACGUGAGAUGAUCCUCCUCAAUUUAAGACUCCGUAAUGAAAUUGGCCGCAACAACUUCAAACAGUGUGAUCAAAUCAUUCUGGAAUUCCCGUUGGACGAAAUCACACUCAGCCCUUACAUUCUCCAACAGUGUUGCUACAUUGAGAAAUCACUUAUGAACAAGAUAAAGGCUCUGGAAGCCAAUGUCACCUCAAAACUUCAUGAGAUGAAGGAUACUAUGCAGCAAACGUUGAAGAAUUUGAACGGUCUUAUUGGCGACAUCGAAGUCAGACUUAGCCUGGACAAGAAGGACCUUCGUGAGAAAGUGGUAGAAAUGUUCCAGAUGUUGGAUGAAUGGAUCAAGAAAACAAACAGAGACGAUCAUUAA